Fraxinus pennsylvanica is the source of this 411-nucleotide messenger RNA. The record is from the annotation of a GenBank genome assembly. NCBI's taxonomy places the organism in Eukaryota, Viridiplantae, Streptophyta, Magnoliopsida, Lamiales, Oleaceae.
AUGUCACAGCCCAUUGAGGUUUAUCCAAAUACAGUUGCUAGACAGUCUUCACCCAACCCUAAUGGAUCUUUUAGACCUGUGUUUGUAGUCUUGGCCAUCAUAUUUGUUCUAUCUGCUGUAGCCUGUGUGCUCGGAAGGUUUUGCGGCAGGCAGCACCACCACGUCGUGAAGGAGCACCACCGUGACGCUAAAGAACACCACCAAUCCAAGGCCAAGCAGAUCCACCACCCCCUUGGCCCAAAAGAAUGGGAAUCUAGGCAGAAACCUAGCUUUAACAUGAGAGAUGGGGAUAUAGAAUUUGGGUUUGAUAAGAAAAUUCUCACUCCUAAAAAGGGUGCCAAUGGAAAUUCCAGAGGGCCUCAAAUUGGUGGAUUCAAAAGAGAAGUGAGAUUUGCUGAUAAUAUUGUGUAG